AUGCGCGCAGUCGAGGCACAACGCCGCUCGAGCAUGUCCGCAUCGUGGCAAGGUAACAACAGCACCUUCUUCAGCCAGCUGGGCGUAACACUGAAGCGGAUGCUGAUCUUACAGACCCGCACCCCCGUCGCGUUUGCGUGCGAGCUGCUGAUCCCGAUCAUCUUUCUUCUCGGCUCCAUUAUCCUGUGGCUUAUCAUCAAGAGGGACUCCAUCCCGGCGACUGACUACUUCAGCGUGAGUGGAGAGUAUGCCACGGAGCUCAUACUGGCGCAGACGCCGAACAUGCUGUGCUACAACAUGACGCUCUCAGGUGGUACUCAAAUCGCGGCUUUCCCGGAGUGUGGCGACUUCGUCAAACAGUUUGCGUCACCACCGAUGCUGUUGUGCGCUGAGAACAACAUCAGCGGCCCCCCGGUUGGCCUCUGCGUUAUGGAAAGCUUCGCUCGUGGCUCUUACUCUCUGAUGCGCUAUCACGUGUCACUGAGCACGACGCGUGUGCCGUCGCUGGAUCAGAUGAUCCUGCUGCAGUGGGUAUGGCGCCUCUUCUAUCAGCUGGGUGGUUCCAAGUUGAUUCGUGACAAGACGGUGGACUCUGCUAUGUUCUCCAGCGGCACCCUCUACUUUGCGCCGAAGUCCAACGCGACAGACGCGCUUGUUGAUUACCUCCAGCGCACAUCCACUUACUUCAAGUAUGUCUACGGCGGCACCCUCGCCACGGAGGAUGCGGCGGAGGCGACGGUCAAGGAGCGCACCGCGCACGACCCACCCAUCUGGGGCAUCGUUCAGGUGGGUAACUUGGCUGCUGACGACUUCAAUGUGGCCAUCCGCCUGAACGCGACGGCGCUGCCUCGGACGAGGAAAAUCCUUGCAGGGUUCUACGUUGGCGGUGUGGAGAAGAACGGGGCGGUCAUGUAUAUCUUCUCUGGCUUCACGACGCUACAGCAGACCAUGUACCAGUACUUCCUGGCAGAGGUGGUCCGCACGUCAAGGACGCCACCGAGUAAGCUGGUCAUGCUUCCCGCGCCGACACGCGCCUUCGUGAGUGCACAGUUCCUCGCGUACGGCGGGCUGUUUGUGCCGCUUAUCCUCGUGCUCGGCUUCCUGUACCCGGUGUCGCAGAUGACAAAGCGCGUCGUGCUGGAGAAGGAGCUGCGCUUGCGGGAGGCAAUGCUGAUCAUGGGGUUGUCAGAGGCAGUUAUGUACACGGCGUGGUUCCUGAUCUACCUGGUGCAGUACACGUGCGUCUCGCUCAUCAUGGCGAUUCUGCUGCGGGUGACGUACCUGAGGAAGUCGAACAUGGGCAUCGUCUUCUUUCUGCUCUUCUUGUUCUGCCUUUCCCUCAUCACGUUGUCGGGGCUCAUGGCGGCGCUCUUCAACAAGGCGCGCCUGGCGUCCAUCUUGGCGCCGCUCAUUUACUUCGCCAUGGCAGUGCCGCUCUUCGUUGUUCAGGAUAUGGAAAGUGCCGCGCAGAUCGGUUUCUCUUUUCUUUCGCCAUCCGGUCUCGCUGCUGGCAUCAAGCUGGUUUUCAUGCACGAGCUGAGCGGUGGCGUCACUUCCUCCACCUUCGCCUACUUCCGUGAUUCGCCGAAUAUGCUCGUGGUGACCUCUAUCUUGUUUGCGGACUUCUUCAUCUACCUCGUGCUGAUGCUCUACCUGGACGCUGUUUUGCCGAAGGAGUGGGGCACGCCAAGGCACCCGCUCUUCUUCAUCAUGGACCCGGUGCGACUGUUCUGCUGCCGCAGAGGUGCACCUCAGUGCUUCGAUGAGGACGGCCGAGCCGAGGAUGGCGUGUUCGAGGAGAUCGGCGACGACGACACCGACUACGCAGUUUGCAUCGCCGGACUGCGCAAGAAAUACCGUCGCGGCGGCAGGACGUUCGUUGCGGUGAACAACCUGUACUGGGGGAUGCGCGAGGGCGAGAUCUCGGUGCUGCUGGGGCACAACGGCGCCGGCAAGACGACGACGAUGAACAUGAUGACGGGGAUGGUAUCGGCCGACGCGGGCGACUGCUACAUCUACGGCUACUCUGUCCGUGAGGAGCGGCAGAAGGCUCGCCAGCAGAUCGGCUACUGCCCGCAGCACAACAUCCUGUGGCCGGAGCUGACGUGCUACGAGCACCUUUGGUACUACGCCGCGGUGAAGGGCUUGCGAGGUGUGGCGCGGGAGGAGGCGAUCUCGCGCAUGCUCGCCGGUGUCGACCUGGAGGAUAAGCGCGAUUACCGCUCAAAGAUGCUGUCGGGUGGGAUGAAGCGGAAGCUGUCUGUGGCGAUUGCGUUUGUUGGCGGGAGCCGCCUUGUGUUCCUGGACGAGCCGACUGCCGGCAUGGAUGUUGGCGCGCGGCGACACACCUGGGAGCUCCUGCGAGCCAUGGCCAAGUACCACAGCAUCCUGCUGACGACGCACUUCAUGGACGAGGCCGAUCUGCUGGGUGAUUCCAUCGCCAUCAUGAGCAAGGGUCGCCUGCAGUGCGCGGGCAGCAACAUGUUCUUGAAGACCAAGCUUGGUGUUGGCUAUGUGCUGACCCUCUCCGUUGUCGCCCAUGUUGAUCGGCCGGGCAUUAUGAGGAAAGUGAUGAGUCACGUGCCGUCAGCGACGCAGCUUGGAUCCGGUGCGGGUGAGAUGGGCUUCCGACUGCCGAUGGGUGCCAAAGCAACAUUCCCCACUCUGCUGGCCGAUAUUGAGGACUGCAGCUCGCAGCUCGGCAUCAACGCUUACAGCGUCUCUGCUACGACGCUGGAGGAGAUUUUCAUCCAAAUUGUGCAGCAGGAGGAUGCCAAAGAGGGGGUGAAGGGGACUCGGCAGUACUCGUCGACGCCGUACGGCGAGUCGACACUACUGGCUAAUGAGGCCGGUGCGGGUGCCACUAGAGACCCCAUCGACGCCCUAGUCAGCCCCAGCGCCAUCGACAGCAUUUGUAAGGAACCAGCGCGGCCGUCGGAUGUGUGGAAUGUCGACCUCAUCAGAAAUGAGUUUUCGAUCUUUCACAGCCAGUUCAAGGCGAUGCUGUGGAAGCGGCUCUGGAACGGCUUGCGGGAUCGCCGCACGCAGUUCUUCCAGGUGGUGUGUCCGGUGCUGUGUGUGCUGCUUGCGAUGUUACUCAUGCUCAUCAAGUUAUUUCAAUCCCCGGCCAUCACGCUCUCAAGCGAUCUGUACGGCACGCAGGUCGAGAUCGACGUGGCAGGAUGUGCAUCGGCGAUGAACUUGACCAUACCGUUUGGGUCGAUGACCACGACGGUGCAGCCGCCAGGCGUGAACUCCAUUUCAUCGCUUUCGGCCUACAUGCUUGAGACGUACAACACUCACGAGAUGGAGAGGUACAGCGGCCUGGCGUGCAACGACACGACGAGCUUCCCUGCGCCCGGUACGGCAGCCUCGGGGGUGAUCUACAACAGUUCGGCACUGCAUUCCUCGGGGAUUGGCCUCUUCAAUCUUUACAACGGCUACUACAUGGCGGAGCGCGGCAAUAACGCCAGUGUGAUGACCACCGUCGUCCACACGAUGCCAAGGACGAAGACUGAGGACGACUUCGUGAACUCCAUCUAUUCCCUUAUCAUCUCCAUCGUCAUUAUGAUCCCGUUCACGUUCAUUCCGUCCACAUUCGUGUCAUGGAUUGUCAAGGAGCGAGAGUGCAAGGCGCGGCAUCUGCAGAACGUGUCGGGGCUCUCCUUCUUCAUCUACUGGCUCACGAACUUCUUGUUUGAUAUCUGCUGCUAUAUUAUCACGAUGUUCCUUGUCAUCAUCGUCUUCGCCAUCUUCCACCGCGAGGAGUACAUUGGCAAGAGGGCUGUCGGUGCCACUAUCGUGCUUUUCUUCCUCUAUGGCCUAUCCAGUGUGGCCAUGGCGUACGCCGUCAGUUUCCUCUUCAAGGAGCACUCCACAGCACAGAAUGUUGUUAUGCUCGUCAACUUCAUCACCGGCUUCCUCCUGGUUCUCAGUGUGUCGAUGCUCUCCGUAUUGGAGUCCACGAAGAAAGUGGCCGAAAAGUUACCGUGGUUCUUCCGCGUGGUGCCGAGCUUCUGCGUCGGCGAAGGCAUAAGCAACCUCGCGACCUUGAGGAUAGAGGAGUCGCUGGGCACAACGAAGACACCGUGGUCCAUGUCAGUGGUGGGCUGGCCGUGUGUGUACAUGGCGAUCGAGGUGCCCAUCUACAUCUUCAUCACUCUCUUCAUCGAUUACCCCGGACGCCGACAGCGCACGCAGCGGCUGUUUCACCACACUGACUCCGAGCCGGAGAUUAUUGAGGGCGAAGACGAGGACGUCGUGGCGGAGCGCAACAGCGUGCUUCACAGUAGCGAGCGGCAGGGAGACCUCGUGCAAGUGCUGAACCUUCGGAAGGAGUACUCCAACGGCAAAGUGGCGGUGCGCAACAUCACUUUUGGAGUCCACCCCGGCGAGGUGUUCGGCUUCCUCGGCACGAACGGUGCCGGCAAGACAACGACGAUUUCCAUUCUCUGUCAAGAGUUCAGCCCCACAAGCGGCCACGCCUCGAUCUGCGGCAACGACAUCGAGACGGAUAGCCGCGAGGCGCUGCGGUGCAUCGGGUACUGUCCGCAGUUCGACGCGUGCCUGGACCUGCUGACGGUGGAGGAGCACCUGGAGCUGUACGCGGGUGUGCGGGCCAUCUCGUACGAGUCUCGCACGCGCACGGUGAGGGAAUUGCUGAGCUUAUGCGAGCUGACAAGCUACAAGGAUACCCUGGCGCGUGAGCUUUCCGGCGGCAACCGGCGCAAGCUGUCCGUUGCUGUGUGCCUAAUCGGCGGGCCACGAGUGGUGUUCCUCGAUGAGCCGUCGGCCGGCAUGGACCCCGUUGCGCGGCGCGGGUUGUGGACUGCCAUCGAGACCGUGUCAGACAACUGCGCCAUUGUGCUGACGACGCACCACCUGGAGGAGGUGGAGGCGCUUGCGCAUCGCGUGGCGAUCAUGGUGGACGGCACUCUGCGGUGUAUUGGUAACAAGACGCACCUGAAGAACAAGUUCGGCACGGGCAUUGAGGUGACUAUACGUAUCCGCUCUGACGAUGAGGAAGUGAAAGAGGCGAUUCAACGCUUCUUCGAGGCGAAGUUCCCUGGCACCUCGCUGCGCGAAUACCGUGCGCGCCGCUUCACCUAUGCGCUGCCCGGAAGCAUGAAGCUAUCGAGGAUAUUCAAGCUUAUGGAGGAGAACGCCUCCGAACUGGGGGCGACGGACUACAGCGUGUCGCAGACCUCGAUCGAGCAGGUCUUCCUGCAGAUUAGCGACGAGGCGGAGCGGCAGCACGAGGAGGAGGAGGCGGAGCGCCUUGCCUCCACGGAGAAGAGGUGCUGCGCGUGCUGCUGCUAG
Molecule: messenger RNA, 5319 nt
Organism: Leishmania braziliensis MHOM/BR/75/M2904
Lineage: Eukaryota; Euglenozoa; Kinetoplastea; Trypanosomatida; Trypanosomatidae
Product: putative ABC transporter
Exons: 1
Coding region: 1-5319 (1772 amino acids)
Biological process (GO): transmembrane transport; lipid transport
Cellular component (GO): intracellular membrane-bounded organelle; membrane
Molecular function (GO): ATP hydrolysis activity; ATP binding; ABC-type transporter activity
Source: RefSeq, a predicted model, not a curated record